Messenger RNA from Adelges cooleyi (spruce gall adelgid), 4971 nucleotides. Its product is annotated as adenylate kinase 9-like. Bases 1 to 4971 code for a protein of 1656 amino acids. Gene Ontology annotation, cellular component: nucleus; cytoplasm. NCBI's taxonomy places the organism in Eukaryota, Metazoa, Arthropoda, Insecta, Hemiptera, Adelgidae. The record is from RefSeq and is a predicted model, not a curated record. The transcript is spliced from 5 exons. Gene Ontology annotation, molecular function: UMP kinase activity; ATP binding. Gene Ontology annotation, biological process: UDP biosynthetic process; CDP biosynthetic process.
AUGGAUUCUUUGUUUUUCUUCAACCCACCGGACGUUUUGAUCUAUUUGAGUUUUCCUAAUGACGAUAUAGCCACAUAUCAUGAGGAAAUGGAAUUGAAAUUAAUUGAACGUAGAUGUUUCAGGGAAAAUCGAUUUUCUAUUGGAGACACCGACCUCAAUUACGGCAAAGAUAUCAUGUGGAACAAUUUAUUUUCACACAAAUCCCGGAUGGACAUACAUAUUUACCAAAAAUUCUUACUUGAAGUCAUCGAGGAUGCCAUUAAACGUUUUGACCAACAGUUCGUGAUAACUAUGGAUGGAAGGCUACCCGUUGAAGUUAUAUUCGAAACGGUCAAGGCGAAAUUGCUGACUCUGCCCCUUCAACGGACUCCAAUUCCGAAAUUUAUUUUUAAGGAAGACGCUUCGAUUUCGGGAAGUAGUGCAAUGGAUCGAUUUGAAUACGAAGCCGACGCAGAAUCACUUUCGUAUGGGAUGAGGACCAGAGCAGAAGACAGUUUAGAAAUGCUUUACGAGUACGACGAAGGAAUAGAUAAUGUAAACAUCAAAGAGGAUGAAAAUGAAGAAAGUUUGCGUAAAAUGUCCGAAUACGGUGUUCUGUGUCCGGUCAACUAUAGCAACGGUUUUCUGGUAAAGGGAAAUAAACGUUACACCAUUGAGUACAUGGGAAAACUGUAUUAUUUUGCGGGCAUCGACGAAGUUAAAUUAUUUCAAAAAUUUCCACGGCAGUUCCUUGAAAUCCCAAGACCGUGUAUGUCCAUAAAAGCCAUAUUUUAUGGCCCGGAAGCAUUAGCGGGCCCCGCGGCCAGGGGGGCUUGCAAGUUUUUCAAAUAUAAACUCAUCGACGUGAAGCAAAUUACAGAAACGUCGGAAGAAACGUUACAGAAGCAGUACAUUUUCUACAUCGUCAAUUCUAUGAUAAAAUCCAUUAGCGAAGAGCUAAGAAUAAAAUCCAACCGAAUAAAAGGUGUCGAGAUAAUGCAAAUGGCUAUCGGCAAAUGGAUAAAAUUGAAUUUCGAUACGACCGACAAUGAAGAUUUGCAUGAGGCGGCUGAUGAGGCCGAAUUGUUAAUUGAACAACGAACUGAAGGGGAAGAAUGUCUUUCAGAAGACGACUCAUAUUCUAAGUGCAACUAUGAUAACGACUUGUUUCAACUUCGAACCAUGUUUGAAUCGUACGGAAUGGAUUUUAUCGAUGAUUUAGAUGCAUGCAUUCAAGCACACAACGAACCAGAAAGGUUGCAAAAAUAUUUCCCACUUAUGCCUCCGGAUAGGCGCCGAGAGUUCAGGGAAAACUAUUUAAAAGAAAAUAAAGUUACUCGAUUCGACAUAAUUACUUAUCUGGCCAACGAUUUGCGUGCGAGAAGAGAACAAUACCGUAAUUGGAUUAUGAUUAAUGCCCCAAUGGAAUCGUCGUUUAUUGACAAGUUAAAAACGGCUGAAUUUUAUCCCAGCCAGAUAAUGUUUUUCAACGAUAUUGACCCGUUGCAUAAAUUUUUGAUGAUCGACGAAUCGACGAGUAGGAAAAUGGAGAUCACUCAUUGGACAAUUUUCGAAGGUGUUAAGAAUGGUCCGGUUUACGACGCCACUUUGCCCGACCGAAAACCGUACUCGCAAUUCGUCACCAGUAUCGAAGACAACGCCAGUUAUAUCGAAGAAGAAGAAAAUGAAAACUAUUAUUACGAAGAAUAUGAACUCAAAAAUUCGCGUUAUGAAAACAUACACGAAAACGAGAUAUCUAAUGAAUACAACAACCUAAGCCACGACGCUAUUAUGGCAGCAAUCAUGCCCGAAAUAAUAGAACGGUUAAAUCAAUAUACAGCGGACUACCUCAAAAAGUGGUAUUGUUUCACGUCUGAAGUUUCGGACGAAGGCAGACGGUACAAGGAUUUUAGCGUUGUCCAUGUCAAAUCUGCCGACAAGGAAUUAGACGUGUUUAAACAUUUGAUCGAAGACACUUUGUACAACGUUAAGAGAUUUUUGUCGAACCGCGCCAUUCCGGCCCCUGUAUUGGAUAAGGCAAAAUCGAGGCCUGAAAUCAUGCAAUACAACGGAGAUACUUCCAUUUACUGCCCGGUCCAACUCGUUAAAGGUAAAUUCGUUGUAGGAUUGAAAAAAUACAGAGCAAUUUACCAAAACAGAUACUAUUAUAUGAGCUCUGAUGAAGCAUUACAUCAGUUUAUAUUGAACCCUCGCAAGUAUGCAUCGUUUUCUAGUCAUCUAGACAAGUUUCCUAAACCAAAAAUAUCCUUACUCUUGCCGUUUGGCCUGAAAACGACAAACGUGGUUGACGAAAUAACAAAGCACUUUGACAUGAGCGUGGUGGAGUUUUAUUCGGUAUUCAAACGAAAAAUUGUACCUAAAGGCAUGCCGAUGCUCGGUGAGAUGUUUGAAGAACCCACGUUGCGAAAAAUCAUGGACAAAUAUUUGAUCAAAGGCAACCCGACUCUGACAGACAACGUAAAUAAAAUCAGAAAGUAUAUGGAUUUGAAGAGCGCGUACUUGAGCGACACCGAUUGGCAGAAAAUAAACUCGGUGUUCUAUCAAAUCGACGAAAGCAUUUGCUACAUAAACUAUCCUCGCAACACGAUGGAACUCAUGUACUUGAAAGACAAUGAAGUAACGCCUGACGUCAUAGUCAACGUGACACGAGACUUAGAUGCGCAUCACAUAGAAACCAAAGAUAAGGUCGCGGAAAAUUGGUUAUCCUACCAAGCUGCGGUAUUUGAAAAAAUCAUCGAAAAGGACGCCGCCGCCAGAUGGAAAUAUUCGCAAGCCAAAUCCAAACUUUUUAAAACCCAGCUAAACGAAUACAUGAACAACGACGACAACGACACCGUGAAAUCGCGCAUCGAACACGUCAUCAUAGCAAUUGCGGGAGAAGUGAUAAAAGGGCAUGGCGCCACGGAAUUCGUGUGCGAUCAACUGGCCAAGAAAAAUGAGAAAGCCCCGAUCACAUCGUCAGAGUCUAACUUUACGGCUAGAAUUCAGGAGAUGACGUUAAGGCAGAAAAAAAUUAUCAUCAAUUACAGUUUGACGGUGGAAGACUUGAUCCGAAUAGAAGAUUUCACGAUUUUGGAUCACAUCGAUAAAAUAAUCUGCGCCAAAGUGCCGAAGCAGAAUUUCAUAUUGACCACAUCGUUCGUCGACGAAUUUAACCCACCCACGGAUAAGAUGGUCCAACGGUAUCUUGAAACCGAGUCCAACGAGUUUUCAGACAUGCAUCGUUUCGCCAAAGAAACGUAUAUUCCUUGGAUUACGGCGAAGGCGGACGAUCCAAUCGAUGAAAUUAUAAAUAAGCUGGACAGCGUUUUAGUGAGUAACUCAAACGUUUUCGAAAACGUGUUCGACGUGGAUUUCGAGUUAGCUGAGCGAAUGCUGUGCAACGGCGAAGUGUAUUUGAGCCGGUUCGGUCGCUGGUGUCCGGUCCGUUUGUACGAAAAAAAUGAUAACGUACAGUGGUUCUAUACGGAUUAUUUGGACGGGCACUUACGACCGGUAGUCCAUCGCAAGUACGUCUAUUAUCUGAGCGGACCUGACAACCGCGAGAAGUUCGGUCAGUGUCCUCUCAAGUAUCUGUUGCAGACUUGUUCGGUUCCGCCUUGCGUAGCACUGAGAAUGGCGAUAGUCGGACCUCCGAAAAGUGGUAAGACGUACUAUGCCCGUCGUCUGUGCGCCAAGUUUGGAUUCCAAUUGAUCCGUAUCGAAGAGGCCGUCAAGACUUACUUGAAAUCAUACCACUGGGUUGAGGACGUCAAACGGACGCAGCGCAUGCUAUUGCGGGGUGACACGUUAGAAGACUCGGCGCUAAUAGAAGUCGUGAAAUUUGCCAUGCAGACAACUCGGGCCAACAUUCGAGGGUUCGUGAUCGACGGAUUUCCGAUUACCGAAAAGCAGUUCGAACUGCUCAACAAAUCCGGCAUUAUUCUACAUAAGAUAUUCGUCCUAAACCGUUCGUACCGGCGGUGUCUAGCCAAUCACAAGCCUGGAAUUAGGGUGACAGAAGCGUCGUUAAGGGGAAAGUACGACGCAUGGAAAGCCGCUUUCGUCGGCUAUUCUUGGAUAGCCGACACAUAUGGCAACGAAACCCGAGUGGAUGGUGGAUUAGAACAAAUCGAAACCGAGACAAUGCGAUGCUUGGAAGCUCUGCAAGAAUAUCACAGACGAACGUACGACAACACUGUUUGCAGUCUGUCCAACUUGCCGAUCACGAAACGCGAACGGUCUCAAAAGAUGAGCUUGUACCUGGACAGCUGUUCGGUGUGCAAGGUGAUAGACAACCUUUUGUCCAGGCCAGCUGACUCCAAAGCAUUGAGGACCAAUUUGAUCCAGUAUCAAAUGUAUUACUAUUGGGCAUGCGACAAACACUACCGGAAAUUCAUGAAGGAUCCAGAAAGAUUUGUCAAACUGACGCCACGCGAACCUGAUAUUUUCCCUGUGAAGGUAACGCCGUCCGACUUGGCCAACAACAUGGCCAUCAGAUGCGAACGGUUUUCCGAGUUCUGCGUGGUGUGCGCGCUGUCUUGCCUGUGGAAUCCAGUGUACAAACGCGGUCUACCGCAAUAUGUGGUCACCUAUUCUUACUUGUCUUUCGCGUUUUGUUCGCCCGAAUGUCAACAGGCGUUUAUGGAGCGACCGUUUUUGUACAGCAAGUACAAGAUACACGUGUGCGGCCCCGAUCCAUUGUCACCGGUGCACGCCGGGCUGGCCGUUGCCGAUCUGCCAACAAUGGGAUUCCUCGAACAAACCGUAGCUGGCCGCAGUAGUUCGGCGCUAAUAGAAUUGACGGCCAUGAAGCCAGUCUACCCCGGACUUUCCGAAUCUGUGUCGGCCAUGGUUUUUUUGGGCCUGUACAUGGGCAUUUGUUCUCAAGACGAAGAUGUCGCGGAAUACUUUAAAAAAGCGUUAAGGCUUUACACCGACACUUGUCAUCGUUUCAAAAAUCUCGUGUUCAAACUGAAACUGCUGACGUGA